Molecule: messenger RNA, 1877 nt
Organism: Kockovaella imperatae
Lineage: Eukaryota; Fungi; Basidiomycota; Tremellomycetes; Tremellales; Cuniculitremaceae
Product: P-loop containing nucleoside triphosphate hydrolase protein
Exons: 8
Coding region: 252-1472 (406 amino acids)
Molecular function (GO): ATP binding; RNA helicase activity; RNA binding
Source: RefSeq, a predicted model, not a curated record
UGUACUUUUUCCAUUGUCCGCCACCUUUUCGUCGCGUGGCUCCGCCGCCUUUCCCAAUUUUUUCUUUUCGGGUCUCCCUUCCCUCACGGUGUGGCCUCCCAAAAAUUUCAAACUGACGACCGAGGGACCAACUCUUUCAUCUUCCAACUCAAACCCACUCACAAACCACCACCAAUUCAACGCUCAAAAGAUCAGCUUUGUCUAACAGAUAGACGAAGCGAUCACCCAAAACAAACAACUCCCCUCUAAUCAUGGCUGACACAAAACCCGCCGCUCCCCCUGCUGAGGGUGGAUCCGGCCUCGACCUCGAUGAGAACACCAUCGAGACCAACUGGACUCAGGUCACUGACCACUUCGACAACAUGGAGCUCAAGCCUGACCUCCUCCGAGGCGUUUACGCCUACGGUUUCGAGCGGCCCUCUGCUAUCCAGCAACGAGCCAUCAUGCCCAUCAUCACUGGACGAGAUGUCAUUGCUCAGGCUCAGUCUGGAACUGGAAAGACCGCCACCUUCUCCAUUGCCAUUCUCCAGCGAAUUGACACCACCGUCAAGAAGACCCAGGCUUUGAUCAUUGCUCCUACUCGAGAGCUCGCUCAACAGAUCCAAAAGGUCGUCAUCGCCCUUGGAGAUUACCUCAACAUUGACUGCCAUGCCUGUGUCGGAGGAACCGCCGUCCGAGAAGACAUUGCCAAGCUCAACGAAGGACCUCACGUCGUCGUCGGAACCCCUGGACGGGUCUUUGACAUGAUCAACCGUGGUGCCCUCAAGUCGGAUUCUGUCAAGAUGUUCUGCCUCGACGAAGCGGAUGAAAUGCUCUCCACCGGGUUCAAAGACUCCAUCUACGACAUUUUCCAGCUCCUCCCCGCUGAGACUCAGGUCGUCUUGCUCUCGGCUACCAUGCCCCCUGAUGUCCUCGAAGUCACCAAGAAGUUCAUGCGUGACCCUAUUCGAAUUCUCGUCAAGAAGGACGAACUUACCCUCGAAGGUAUCAGGCAAUUCUACAUUGCCGUCGAGAAGGAGGACUGGAAGCUCGACACUCUUUGCGACCUCUACGAGACUGUUACCAUCACCCAGGCCGUCAUCUUCUGCUCUACCCGACGAAAGGUUGACUGGCUCACAACCAAGCUCCACGAGCGAGAAUUUACCGUCUCCGCCAUGCACGGAGACAUGGACCAGGCUCAACGAGAAGUAAUCAUGAAGGAGUUCCGAUCUGGAUCUUCUCGUGUCCUCAUUGCCACCGAUUUGCUUGCCCGAGGUAUUGAUGUUCAGCAAGUCUCCCUUGUCAUCAACUACGACUUGCCGCCUUCCAAGGAGAACUACAUUCACCGAAUUGGUCGAGGUGGUCGAUUCGGCCGAAAGGGUGUCGCCAUCAACUUUGUCACCACUGAAGACGUCAAGAUGCUGAGAGAAAUCGAAUCUUAUUACAACACUCAAGUCGACGAAAUGCCCAUGAACGUGGCCGACCUCAUCUAAGCUCAACCUCCUUCACGACACACGAUAAACAGAUCGUUUUUUCCCGUUUCUCCAAAUAGAAAUAUCUCAGACCACCAUUUCCCCUAAAACUCCUUCAUCAUCACCUCGACCAUGACCCAUCGCUCUCCAUCAUGGUCAUCCUCACCAACCCUUCUUCUUCUUUUCUCAUUGUCGUAUCGUAGUGCAGGCUGGGCAGUUCGUCGCAGGGGUCGGAGACCCAAGAGAUUGUGCGGAGGAAAAGUGACACUGUUCAUGGAUGCCCAAGUGGUAUCCACGUCUAGACUGGGGAGGAUAGCGCUCUUUCCAACCUAGAUUCAUAUACCCUCUCGCUGAAAAAGGAACCAUUACCACCACUUCACUUCGUCGUUUUGGUCGUUCUUUCUUGGCAUGCACAGUAUUUCAUUA